AUGGCCACAAUACCCCUCAAGCCAGAUGACCUUCUUCAGGUCGCGUCCACAGAGUCUACAAGCAGUAGCUCCUCAGCUCUUCCAGCCGCUAAACCGAAGUCGACAACACCCGCUGAGCGCAAGCAGUCGAACGUUCCAGCAGAAUAUCUAAAAUACACAGUAUCUGCCAAGUACAAGUUUAAAGGCACUGCUCCCCUCAGAACAACUGUCCAGUCGGCCAACCCCGUCUCCCACGACGUGAGGCGCCACCCAAUUGGAGAAGACUGUGCAAUCUGCAAACAGUCGACAGCGUUUGCACCACUUUCACAACUGUGGUGGUGCAAAUACAGCUGUGGUCACAACCUCCACAAGGCCUGUGCAGAUGCAGAAUUUGCGAAAACCAAGUCGUCAGGAAAAGGGAAAAAGUGCGGCGCGUGUAGUCACCGAGUGCCACGCGCUCAGUGCGAUUGUCAGGAUGCCCAGGAGCACUAG
Aaosphaeria arxii CBS 175.79 is the source of this 471-nucleotide messenger RNA. RefSeq lists its product as uncharacterized. Lineage: Eukaryota; Fungi; Ascomycota; Dothideomycetes; Pleosporales. The record is from RefSeq and is a predicted model, not a curated record. Bases 1 to 471 code for a protein of 156 amino acids. The transcript has a single exon.